Messenger RNA from Plodia interpunctella (Indianmeal moth), 1070 nucleotides. Its product is annotated as magnetosome-associated protein MamJ-like. The record is from RefSeq and is a predicted model, not a curated record. Lineage: Eukaryota; Metazoa; Arthropoda; Insecta; Lepidoptera; Pyralidae. The coding region runs from base 138 to 932 and encodes 264 amino acids. The transcript has 2 exons.
AUUAUUAAGACUUUCCAUGAAUUAGUAAUCUUUAUUAUAGUGUUGAUAUGACGUAUUAUUGUUAUUUGAGCAUUCUGUAAAGGAUUUUCUUCGGCAAAAGGCAUUAAACCUUCUUCUACAGCGCAGGUGUGUUCAAAAUGAAGAUGCUCCUGUUAACUCUCUUUGUGGCGUUGGUCGCCUCCGCCCCUAUCGAAGAUUCUGGCGACGCAGUCGAAGUUGUCGUGAAUGGUCUACAGGAAGGACAAGCCUUAGAGGUAGCAGACAUCGUUGACAUCAAGCUGAAGGAACAUGCUGACGGACAAGUAGCAGCUGCCACUGACUUGCUGCAUCCUUUCAGCGCUGUCGGCCUCUUGGAAGCCGCUGCAGCUGCUGAAAUCGAAGCUCAGCCAGUACAAGUUGUGGAUGUCGCAGAAAACAUUGAUCCCGUUCAAGUCGUAGAUGUCGUUGCUGAAAACGAAAUUGUUCCCAUCCCUAUUGUCCUACCAUCCCCUGUUGUCCCUGAAGUACCUGUUCCCGAACCUGCAGUUCUCCCUGAGCCAGAUGUACUACCACCUAUCUCUGAGCCAGCAGUACUCCCUGAAGCCGUUGUACCUGAAGUUGAACCAGUCCCGUCUCCAGUUGUGAUUCCGGAGCCAGUCGUGCCAGAAGUGGUCCCCGCUCCAAUUGUCGUCCCUGAGCCUGUGGUUCCUGAAGUGGUUCCUUCUCCAGUCGUGAUUCCUGAUCCCGUAGCUCCUGAAGUGGUCCCAUCUCCAGUAGUGGUUCCUGAGCCUGAGCCAGAACACCAGUUUGGUGAGGUCUACAACGACGGCACUGUCCAAGUGUCCGUGAAUGCUCCCGAAGAUGCUGGCAUCGUCGCUACUCUGCAGUCUUGGCUCAGUGUGGUCAUGAAUUACUUCAACGACGGUGCCCAAACCACCCAACAAAUCGUUUAAGCUGGAUACAAAAGUAUUUUGGUGCAUUUUAGGUCUUAUCGGUGUUUAUUUUAAUAUCCAAAUUGAUAGUUCAUUGUAAUGUGUUUAUCAUUAACACGUGCACGAAAUUUUUGAAAUAAAUAUUUAUACGACCUGUAA